ACACGUGUGACACACGGUCACCCAGCUGCUCACAUGAAUCUAGUUCCUCAUUUUUGAGGCUGCGUUUUUCAGUGCUGUUCACACUUCAGCACGGGAACGUUGUCCCUCCUGACGUCCUGGGACUGUAGUUAAAGUUCAAGUGUGUGCUUAAGUGUUUUGCUGGAGCGGAGCCGACAUCUGCAGCACAGAGACGAGCAGCAUGCGGUGAAACUCGGUGGCUGCACCCAGACUAAUUGCUCCGAGACGUGUCCUGGAAGGUGCUGAGCACCCUGGCGAGGAGCCAGCAAGGCUUUUAAACACAUGCUUUCCUUUUUCUCCGCGUUGUUACCAGUUUUGUUCUUUGAUUUCUCUCCCCCUGGCAACCAGGAGGAUAUCUGAGUAGCUCGAGCUGUGUAACUCAUCUCCCAGCGACACGCUGACCUGCGCCGCGGGGAUGUCUCCUGGGACGGCUGACGGGAGCAGGUGUCUCGUGGAGCCGCUCCUCCGUGCCACAUGCUGCCGGUGAGCGCUAGCGUCGCCGCGCUCCGCAGUGCCGCCUGAGCCGGCCCCAGCGAUGGGGGACUCCCCGACCAGCGCGGUGGGCAGAGGCACGGACGCGUGCUGCCAAGACACGCAGGUGGAGCUGGCGGAGCGGGUCGCAGCCAUCGCCGUGGCUGUUAGCCCGGACAGAAGUGACAAAAAUGGUGAAGGCAACGCCGAAGAAAACGACGCGGUCUUUUCUGAAAACAUAAAAGACAUCCAGAGAAACGGAGUCAGCAGUGACGUGGGAGCGAACGAGUUCCUGCCCUCCCAACAGCCAGAUGAUGCUCACUGGAGGCACGGUUCCAAGAGACCUCUCGCUAGGCCUGUCCUCUCCAGCAGGAAGUUGUCUCUCCAGGAAAGAUCAUCGGGAGGUUAUUUGGCUUCGAGCAACCCUCCAGGUUUUGGUGCUUAUGCCACGGGGCCGUCACCGCGGAUAAUGAGGAGACCGACGAUCGAGUCCAAUCGGGUCUCCAUCUCGGAUGCCGAGGACUGCGUGCAGUUAAACCAGUACAAGCUGCAGAGUGAAAUAGGCAAGGGUUCCUACGGCGUUGUAAAGCUGGCCUACAACGAGAACGAUGACAAGUAUUAUGCUAUGAAAGUCCUCUCCAAAAAGAAGCUCCUGAAGCAGUAUGGAUUUCCACGUCGGCCUCCUCCUAGGGGGUCUAAAGCAUCCACUGGAGAGCAGCCAAAGCCAAUGGCACCGCUGGACAGAGUCUAUCAGGAAAUAGCCAUAUUGAAGAAGCUGGACCACGUCAACAUCGUUAAGCUGAUAGAGGUCCUCGAUGAUCCUGCAGAGGACAACUUGUACAUGGUGUUUGACCUCCUAAGGAAAGGGCCUGUCAUGGAGGUACCAAGCGAGCAGCCGUUCAGCGAGGACCAGGCCCGGCUCUACUUCCGAGACAUCGUCCUGGGCAUCGAGUACUUGCACUACCAGAAGAUCAUUCACCGGGACAUCAAGCCUUCCAACUUGCUCUUAGGAGACGAUGGGCACGUCAAAAUCGCGGAUUUUGGAGUCAGUAAUCAGUUUGAAGGGAAUGAUGCCCAGCUCUCCAGCACAGCAGGGACACCAGCCUUCAUGGCACCAGAGGCCAUUUCAGACACUGGCAAAAGUUUCAGUGGAAAGGCACUUGAUGUAUGGGCCAUGGGGAUUACCCUGUACUGCUUUGUUUACGGGAAGUGCCCUUUUAUAGAUGAAUAUAUUCUAGGUCUUCAUAACAGGAUCAAGAACAAGCCUGUGGAGUUUCCAGAAGAAGCACAGAUAAGUGACGAGCUCAAGGAUCUGAUCCUACGCAUGCUUGAUAAAAAUCCAGAAACGAGGAUAACAGUCCCUGAAAUUAAGGUGCAUCCGUGGCUAACCAAGAGUGGGGAGGAGCCCCUGCCGCUGGAAGAAGAGCACUGUACCGUGGUGGAGGUGACGGAGGAGGAGGUGAAAAACUCAGUGAAGACAAUCCCCAGUUUGCCAGCUGUGAUCCUAGUGAAGGCCAUGCUAAGAAAACGCUCCUUUGGAAAUCCAUUUGAGGUCCAGACCAGACGGGAGGAGAGGUCCAUGUCUGCUCCAGGGAACUUGCUAAUAAAACAAGGGAGCAGAGAAGGAGGCAGGGACCCGGAGCUGCCUGACGUGUGUGAAGAUGAAGCAACGUCCUGAAGCCAUGUGGUGCCGCAGGCUGCUCACUCCCGUGCUGCUGCUGUUGUGCCCAUCACGGUGUUGUCUAGCACACAUCCGCCCUCAUCACCAAGUCUGGGGCCUGCAAAGCAAAAAACAAAACUGACCAACCAACCUAGCGAACCGAACAGGAGGAAAAGAGCAGCAAUAAAGAAAAGAGUGGAUCCUGGGGUAGCUCACCUGGCAGAGGGCUGGCUCGGCCUCAUGGGCAGCUGCGUUCCUCACGCGAGGUGUCCGUGCGCUCCUCCAUGUGUGCCUUGCUCUCCACUUGUGCUUCACGUGUCAGCUUUGUAGAUGGGUGUCUUGAUGAAUGAAUGUGAUUUUAUUUGUAAUGCAACAAACCAAAUGUUGUCUCUUGGGUUGUUCGCCCUGGAGACCUUUUUCUUGCUUUUUGCAUUCUCUAUUUCAAAGUUCAGGAAAAAAAAAUGACAUCAAAGUCAGGUCUUA
This is a messenger RNA of Cygnus olor (mute swan), 2632 nucleotides long. It is a transcript of the gene CAMKK1, whose product is annotated as calcium/calmodulin dependent protein kinase kinase 1. Gene Ontology annotation, biological process: CAMKK-AMPK signaling cascade; activation of protein kinase activity; protein phosphorylation. Lineage: Eukaryota; Metazoa; Chordata; Aves; Anseriformes; Anatidae. The coding region runs from base 554 to 2167 and encodes 537 amino acids. Gene Ontology annotation, molecular function: ATP binding; protein kinase activity. The record is from RefSeq and is a predicted model, not a curated record. The transcript is spliced from 16 exons.